Messenger RNA from Histoplasma mississippiense, 2106 nucleotides. RefSeq lists its product as hypothetical. Lineage: Eukaryota; Fungi; Ascomycota; Eurotiomycetes; Onygenales; Ajellomycetaceae. The transcript is spliced from 6 exons. Gene Ontology annotation, biological process: DNA damage tolerance; double-strand break repair via homologous recombination. Gene Ontology annotation, cellular component: Smc5-Smc6 complex; nucleus. Bases 1 to 2106 code for a protein of 701 amino acids. Gene Ontology annotation, molecular function: ubiquitin-protein transferase activity; oxidoreductase activity. The record is from RefSeq and is a predicted model, not a curated record.
AUGUCCACCGUAAUCAUUGGCGGCGGCAUCAUCGGGCACUCAACAGCUUACUACCUCUCCCUCGCUUCCAGAACACACCGACACCAAAUUCACAUCAUCGACCCAGCCACCGACCUCUUCGACUGCGCUUCAGGCUAUGCUGCUGGCUUCAUCGUCCGCGACUGGUACUCACCUGAGCUAGCUGCGCUCGGCAACCUGUCCUUCGAGCUGCAUGAGCAGCUCUCUCGAGAGCAUAGCGGCUACGAGAAAUGGGGAUAUAUGCGCGGCACCGCAGUGGGAUUGCAAGUGCAGUAUGAGGACGGGAAGAGGUCGGGGAGCGGGCAUGAUUGGCUGAGGCAGGGGGCGAGCCGGGCGGAGGUAGCGGCGAGGGCGGAUGAGAAGAGAGCAGGCGAGCCGGAUGAGGCACCGGAGUGGCUGACCAGGCAGGAGGGCGGGCGGACGGAGAGGAUAAGUGACGUUGGGGGUACGGCACAAGUGGUGACAAACACCCGCUCGACAAUCCCCUGUACAAACCUCAUUUUUACCGCUGGCGCGUGGACGCCACAUGCCUUCAACGCCCUCUUCCCCACAUCCCCCACUCGCAUCCCUGUCACUUCUCUGUCGGGAUACUCCAUACUCGUCCGCUCCCCGCGUCACACCAUCGCGCACGAAAGAGGCACAUAUGCCGGAACAGCACACGCUGUUUUCACAACCCACCCGCGCUCCUGCGGCUUUAGCCCUGAGAUCUUCUCGCGUGCGGGUGGCGAGAUAUACCUCGCCGGUCUGAAUAGCGCGGAAAUGCCCCUCCCGGCACUCGCGAGUGAGGCGCGUGGCAUGAUGGAGGCGGGGGACGUAGCACGGGUACUUCGGGAGGCACUUUGUUUCCGGCCGUGGACGGAGAGUGGGAGACCGAUUGUGACGCGUGUGGGGGAUUGGGUUUUGGGAUCAGGGGUUGUGUCCCCUCCUGGUGGUGGCGUCUUCAUGGCGGCGGGACACGGCCCGUGGGGUAUUUCGUUGUCAUUGGGGACAGGGAAGGUUAUGGCGGAGAUGGUUAUGGGGGUCAAGACGAGUGCGGAUCACUUCUACAUGAGGCACGCAUCAUCGAGUCAUUUGGAAAUUGUCGAAAUGGCAGCAAACGAGAGCUACAACGAUGGCCACCGCGCGCUCUUGCAGGCCUUCAUGGCGCGCUCAACAAUGACCUACGAACAAGCAAAGCCUGUUCUGGCUGCGAUAUUUACUGCUCGAGACAACCAAGAAACCCUCCCCGAAGACAUCACCCAAGCCGACCUCUCAAACUACAUCGCCACAAUAAACACUGCCAUAUCCCCCUUCGAUCUCGAAAUUAGGUCUACUAGGCACCAGACAGACCCCACCCGUAUCUACGUCCUUGUCAACACCACCAGCGACCCCCUUACCCAGCUAGCCACUACCUACAACGCCAACGAAAUCGCCUUCGUCAAACGUGUCCUGGACGCCAUGUUCGAUACCCACAAUACUCCGCGCCUGGAGGCGAUGGCCGUGUCGUCCAUGCAGGUCGCACAGCUGGCGAAGGCACCCAGUACUUCCGAAAGACGGGAGUCGGCUCCUGCAAAUGGCACGCCAGCUGCCCGUGCGCCGCAAUCGCUGGGAAUACGCGAGGCGGAUGACGUGAUGAAGAGGCUCGUGGAGGAAGGGUGGUUUGAGGAGAGUCGAAGGGGAUAUUUUACGCUUAGUCCACGCGCACUGACGGAGUUGCGCGGGUGGCUGGUCGCGACGUAUAAUGAGGACGAGGAGGACUCUGGUACGGAGGGUUCUGGGCGGAUUGCUAAGAUCAAGACUUGUUUGGGCUGUAAGGAUAUUAUCACUGUGGGCCAACGAUGUUCGCAGCGUCAAUGCCCCGGCCGUCUCCACGACAUCUGCACACAGAACUUCUUCCGCCGCCAACAAGCAGAGACAUGUCCUGUUUGUAAAUCGAAAUGGACUGGUGAACACUUUGUGGGCGAACGGGCGAUCGUUGCUGCUAAUCGGCCGUCAACCGCACGGAGGCGGAGUGGACGUCCGGCGGAAGGAGCUGAAAGCUUUGGCGGUCAAGAUGGUGGUGAGGAUGAUGGUGAUGAUGCUGGUGAGAUGGCGGACGUCGCUGGAUGA